Molecule: messenger RNA, 846 nt
Organism: Cladophialophora carrionii CBS 160.54
Lineage: Eukaryota; Fungi; Ascomycota; Eurotiomycetes; Chaetothyriales; Herpotrichiellaceae
Exons: 3
Coding region: 1-846 (281 amino acids)
Source: RefSeq, a predicted model, not a curated record
AUGCAGCCAGCCACUGACAAGCAUGGCACUGUUUCUGCCAAAUCACUCUUUUCUCGUCCUGCCAGAACCUCGGUCGACCGUCAAUCCAUUGUCCCUCCGAGGGUUACCAAGCCGCGACGGUCCCUUCCUUCAGAGCAGCGUGACUCGAGCCAGUUCUACGGGAAGAGACAGAAUGAUCCCCGCGUUAGUCUGGCAGACAAGUUUAUCGAAACCCUUGACCGCUAUGGCGAGACUCUCCAUGACCGGUCUGCAAAUGACCUGGAGGAAACCGAGAGGAAGUUGAGCAGCAAUCUUGAAGAGCUCGCGCUCGAUGUUGAGGCACAUUGUCACAAGCUGAGCGAAAUCGAAGAGCCCCUGCAGAAACCAAUCACCACGGAGGCAUUGACAAACGUCCGAAGCGCCGGUAAAGGUGCAGUAGCUGGCACGGAAGAAGUACUGCUGAAAGAGAGCAUCUCCGAGUUCCGCAAAUUGAAUGAAGAGAAGGGACAGAUCCUCCGCCAGCUCUGGGAAGAAUGGGAAGACGUACAAUUGCAGAUCAUGAGUCUAGCCGUAGAGCUCUACGGCAAGGACUCGCUGCAUGUCGUCCAAAUGGAGACAGGAACUCUGAAACCGGGCCAGCUCGAGAGACUUCACGACAUGUUCAAGGUUGCCAAAACCGGUUACCAUGAAAUGCGCCGGAACCACGCAGAACUUCAGCGGAGCCUGGACGGAUUCGAGGAGGAUCUGGGCCAAAUAUCCAAUAAGGCCAAAAACGUCGCCAAGGAAAUACACGAGUCAUAUGUACAGAAAAAGACCGAGAACAUGAAGCAAAUCACCAAUCUCCUGCAGCAAUUCACCGAAGAUUGA